UGAGCUGUUCCGACCAGUAAAGCUGACUCUGGAGCAACUUGUCAGGCAUAAGCUAAGUGAAGGGAGAAAGGUUACGUGCCAGUUAGUCGGUAUAAUCCUCGAGGAGACCAGCCCAGAGGAGCUACAGAAGCAUGCGACUGUGAGGUCCUCCGUCCGUGAGGUGCUUUUAGAGAUCACAAAGUUCUGCGAUCUUUAUCUAAUGGAAAGAAUUCUCGAUGAUGAAAGUGAGGAAAAAGUUUUAUCAGCUUUGGAUGAUGCUGGGCUCUUCAUGUCUGGUGGUUUAACUCGAGAUAAGGUUAUAUUUUGUAGCACAGAGAAUGGGCGCUCGUCCUUUGUACGCCAGCUUGAACCAGAUUGGCAUGUCGAUACAAACCCAGAGAUUAUACACCAAUUAUCUAGGUUCAUCAAGUAUCUGCUUCACAUUUCACCUAACAAACCAGAACGUGCAGUUUCUUCAAAUGUAUUCAGCUCCACAGGCUUGGAGCACUUCUUUGGUGGUCCAGAUAUAAGCUAAUAUUUUUGUGUGUGCAGAUGUUGUGAACUUUUUCUAUGGCGCACAGGUAGAAGAAGCCAUCAGAAGUGUGGGAGUCCGCACCAACGGAUGUUGUGCAAUUUCUGUAUUCAAAUGCUGGUCAAUGCACCGAAUGUAUUUUUCUUUGUGAAACUAAAUUCCUAUUCCAAUGCAUUAUUUAUGUUGCAAUGUGCUCCAAAAGUUGAGUACAGUGUAUAUCAGCUCUAUCAUUGUAUAAUCUAAAAGUUAACUUAUUAGGGGUGUGUUAAUGAAUUUUUUGUGAACGCUGUGGUUAUGCGUGUUGUAUCUAUUGAACAAACGCCAGGAUGUGUGUUGUAUCUAUUUGAACAAACGCCAGGAUUUUCCGAAACUGGUUUUUUAGUGACGUGCAAGACAAAGAUA
Molecule: messenger RNA, 913 nt
Organism: Asparagus officinalis (garden asparagus)
Lineage: Eukaryota; Viridiplantae; Streptophyta; Magnoliopsida; Asparagales; Asparagaceae
Product: peroxisome biogenesis protein 22-like
Exons: 8
Coding region: 200-514 (104 amino acids)
Biological process (GO): peroxisome organization
Source: RefSeq, a predicted model, not a curated record